Ipomoea triloba (trilobed morning glory) is the source of this 3331-nucleotide messenger RNA. RefSeq lists its product as uncharacterized. The transcript has 9 exons. The record is from RefSeq and is a predicted model, not a curated record. Gene Ontology annotation, molecular function: acetyltransferase activity. Gene Ontology annotation, biological process: carbohydrate metabolic process. Lineage: Eukaryota; Viridiplantae; Streptophyta; Magnoliopsida; Solanales; Convolvulaceae. Gene Ontology annotation, cellular component: Golgi apparatus. Bases 226 to 1269 code for a protein of 347 amino acids.
UGUUGGGACAUAAUUGGCUCUGUUUUCUCAUUCAUCCUGUGCAGUUGUGGCAUUACCAUCAACCUGUUCAAUAAUGUUCACCGCCGACCCAUCUUGGAUCUUGAUGCCCCUGCUCCUCUUUCCGAUUGCACGCGGAAAUGCUCGCACCUCACCACUCAACAUAAAUCCUCGCUCCGCCCCUACACCUUUGACCUUACCACAAUAAUCGUUAAAAUUUUGCAGGCAAUGUUUGGGGCUGUCCAAUUGGGAUUAUUGGCGGCCUGCGUUGUUCUCUUCGUUCCGCUAGUCAUGGCGGGAUGGCACUUGAGCCGCAACAAGAUGCUCUUCUUUAGCUGCGCUCUCUUCAUCACCCUCUCCGUUGGCGUUCAUUUGGCCCCUUACUUUCCUGCCAUCUCCUCUUUCGUUUCCUCCCCAGGUUUACAAUCCUCAGAUUCAAAUCCAAAUUCCUGCAUUUCUUUACUUCAUCAGGUCGCAUUUACUACUAACACUACUGAUCUUUACGAUAAAUCUUGGGAGUGGAAGUGGGUGCAUUCUGAACCGGCGGAUCGGUGUGGAUUCCAGAAGUUGGGGAAAUCGGAUGCUUUGGAUUUGUUAAACGGGUCGUGGGUUGUGGUGGCUGGGGAUUCUGAGGCCAGGUUGGUGGCGGUUUCGCUGUUGGAGUUAUUACUGUGGCCAAAUGAGAUGGAAUUGAUUAGGGGUGAUUUGUUUAAGAGGCAUAGUGAUUAUAGCAUUGUGGUGGGUAAAAUUGGGAUGAAGCUUGAUUUUAGAUGGGCCCCAUAUGUGAGUAAUUUGACUAGUUUGAUGUUUGAGUUCAAGGAGAAAAAUAAUUACCCUGAUGUAUUGGUGAUGGGGUCAGGACUAUGGGAUAUGCUACAUGUGAAUGAUGCAUCAGAUUAUGGUUUUUCACUUAAGUUGUUGAGGGAUUCACUAGUUAUGUCGUUGCCCGUUUACCUGGAUACUGUUUCUGCUCGUUCCCCGCAGUUGUUUUGGCUUGGCAUGCCAAUGCUGAUAAAUUCAAUGUUGAAUACAAAUGCAAAGCGGGAGAGGAUGACGGAUGCUCAUUGGCAAGCUUACAAUGACGAGCUCUAUAGAAGUAAGCUGCUGCUACAAUUUGGUGGCCCCUUUUUCUUGUUGGAUUUUCAUACUCUCACUCAUAACUGCGGGGUUGAAUGCACUACUGAUGGUAUGCAUUACAAUGGGAUUGUCUACGAACCUGCAGUUCAGAUCAUGUUAAACGGGUUGCUUAUAGAAUCUAACCAGAAGUUAUGAUGGAGGGUGGUUGUUGUUUCUCCUCUAUACUAGAGUUGCUCCGACAUUUGAGAGAGAAAGAGGGUACUUGUGAGCCAGAAAAGCUUGCAUCAAUUCUGCUUCCUGAAGGCACAUUUUAGAGGAUACCCUGGAAAUAUUUUAACCCCCAUGUGAAGCUGGAGAUAGCAUACAAUGGAGUUUUAUCAAUUCUUUAAAAGAGGGAGCAUACAUAAUCAAUGGGAACUGCAAAAACAUCAUGAAUAUGUCUCAAUCUGAUCAAUCAGAACUUUGGCGCUCUGUUGUAAACCGUAAUCUGGAAGCUUAUCUCCGAGUUUCUUCUAAGCUUAAGCUGGGUAUAUAUGGAGAUGAUUUUUCAGUAAAAUUGGAUUCUUCCAAGUCUUGACAAAGCAGUAGUGAUGGAGAUGCUCCUGGAGCAGUAAAAACAUGUGCCAGAAAUUCACAAGGUAGAAUUCCAGUUCGGUUGUAUGUUCGGAGCCCUACUGGGGAUUUAGAUUAUGUAGAAGUUGCACCUGUGGUUGAAAGUUGGGACAAGAUCCCUUACAUUAAGCGACCCAUUGAGAUUCACGAAGAUGGUUUGUAGAAAUGUUAUUCAGUGGUUGCAUUUUUGUUCCUAGUUGGCAAAUUGUGGGCAAGGACAACAGUCACAGUGUGAAUGUUUCACUCUCUUGUGGGGUGGUUCUUUUUGGGCAUCAGGCACUAGCUCUUCUGAGUCACCAUGAUUUACCUCUCCACAAUCGUAUCUCACCGAGGUGUGGGACCCCUAGAACGAGAGAUUUCUUUCACCUUUUGUGGGUAAGAGAUUUCUCAAGAUGGUAGAUGGAUUAAACUUCAAGGAUGGUAGCUUUUUUGUCAGCUUUUAGUGUCAAACUUUUACUUCGCUCAAGAAUUUGAAGGUCUGCUUUAAUGGGUUCGUGGGGAGCAUUCCUCCAGCUAUUGGAAACUUGUCUGCUUUGGUUGCAUUGUCAAUUUGUCACCAAGGAAGAACAAUCUCACAGGAACUCUGCCCGGUCAAGUUUCUUAAAAGAGACUACCUGAUAUCGCGGGGCCCGCGGGAAGCGGCGUUCGAGUCUGUUGCGUCAUUGUCGCAGGGGAGGGUCCGAAUCUGCUGUGUGGUGAUUUAGGAAUUUUGGGUGCUCUCACAAAAAAAAAAAAAAAAAAAAAAAAAACGGGAAUUUAGGGUGCUCUUAAAAAAAUUGGUUAAUUAUUCAAUUCCUAUGAUGAUUAAGAUUGGGAAUAUUUUAUUCCUAUUAUGGUUAAGAUUAGGCAUACUUUGUGUGCUUAUCAAUAUAAAUAUAGGUUAUGCAUCGAAUUGAAGAAGAAGAAAAAAGUAUUACACCAUCGUUUACGCAGGCCUGAGUUUUGUACGUCUCUCAAAGUGGCUGCUACCCUUGGAGUUUUACAAUAAGCUGGUAGAUGGAGAGAGACAAAACAAAUCAUUGUCAAUCAUCUAUUCCUCCUCAGGUUCCGUGGUUUCUAUACUAUAAAGGGAAGCGAUCUAAUACUCAAAUAUUUUUUAAUAUUAUUAAUAAAGAACGCACUUGGGAGAUCAAGAACAUGCCAAACAAAUUUGUAUGCACAAACUCACAUGGAUGGAUGGUGAUGCGUAAUCCGAACCGAAAUUCUAGUGUAUGUUUUUUAUUAAAUCUUGCGACCAUGGAAAAGACGAUGCUACCCCCUUUGAAACUCAAAACAUGGAAUUACUGCAUACUCACGUCGCCUCCAAGUGACCCUACAUGUAUUGUUGGGUUCUUCCAUUUAAAUCGGCUCACUUUUUGGCAUCUCGGUGAAAAGAUAUGGAGGGAACACAAGUUUGAUGUCGAGGAUGAUGCAAUGGAUUAUAUCGUUUACUGUGAAGGAAAAUUUUAUUGUAUGAAUUUGAAUCAUGAUACUAUCAUGGAAGUGAUGGUAUUGAAUGAUCAUAAAUGUGAAAUGAAGCAAUUAAAAGUAGAAAAACCAGGAUGGGAUACUCCUGGUGGGGUAAUGUCUGAAUCUUACUUUAUUGAAUCUCUUGGUGAGAUUUUUCAUGUUAUUAUAAUAUUCGCUGGGAUUUUUGGUGAUAAAA